CGUCUACGCUGUCGGUGUUUGAUUUCCUGUGUGAUGGUCUUCACACCGCUGGACUCAGCAGCCGAGACUCGUUCGUGUCUGGAAAGUUUCUACAGCGGUUUCCUACUGUUUCCGUUCGCCGAGCUGAUCCUGAAGUGCUGUACGCAUUUGCAGGCGUGAUUGACUGCACACGUUCACCACCUGCUGACGGUGGCACCAAUGUGGUGUCAGAUAUCCCUUUUCCUUAUUUAGUUACUCGUUUGCCCUUUGACGCCCUGAUGGACAUUGCUGUGAAGCAUGGCGUGAUCCCUUCCGAUAAGACGUGCUCCGUCGACGAUGUCGUUGACAGACUGUUGGCUCACGAGUGUUGGCUUUGUGCUCGACGAUACCCUGUCUUCAUCCCCGCUCCCACAAAACGCGAUGACGGAUCGUUCGCUCCUGCCGUGUACUCAAUCGCGCCGUCUCACAUCCUGCGGUCAACUACGUCCACCCGCUUCCCUCCUAAGCCCCUCUCCAAUGCCGAGAAGGUCGAUAUCUUCAGAUCAUGGUACAACGCCGUCGAUUUGCCAUCGAUCUAUGAAGUUCCAUGUGCCGUGUGUGCGACGUUAGUUUCUUGUCAGUCGGUGUCAACCGUGAAGUUCGAUUCCAUAGAUCUCACGCCGUUAACUCAAAAAAAAGCACUCCUAAAGAGGCAUUGGCUAACGGACUGUGGGUGGGUGACAUUCCCGACGUGUUGACCAGCCUUAGUUUUGUGGAACGGCUGUUGGUGUCUAAGCCAAUGCGGUGGGCUUCUCGCAGCCUGUGCAUAAAGUGUACAAUGUCCUUCCACCCCCU
This is a messenger RNA of Laetiporus sulphureus 93-53, 813 nucleotides long. RefSeq lists its product as uncharacterized. The record is from RefSeq and is a predicted model, not a curated record. The transcript is spliced from 3 exons. The coding region runs from base 258 to 716 and encodes 152 amino acids. NCBI's taxonomy places the organism in Eukaryota, Fungi, Basidiomycota, Agaricomycetes, Polyporales, Laetiporaceae.